Misgurnus anguillicaudatus (oriental weatherfish) is the source of this 699-nucleotide messenger RNA. RefSeq names its product lin-52 DREAM MuvB core complex component (gene lin52). Gene Ontology annotation, cellular component: DRM complex. The record is from RefSeq and is a predicted model, not a curated record. Gene Ontology annotation, biological process: regulation of DNA-templated transcription. NCBI's taxonomy places the organism in Eukaryota, Metazoa, Chordata, Actinopteri, Cypriniformes, Cobitidae.
AGAGCUUCACAGCCGUCGGUCAUUGGCUGAUACAAGUCACGUGUGUUGUGUCAAGAUGGCGUCUCCAAAUGGAGGUGAAGACUUUGAGUCCUCUUUGCUAAGUUUUGAAAAACUUGACCGGGCAUCACCUGACCUGUGGCCAGAGCAGUUACCCGGUGUCUCCGAAUUUGCUGCAUCUUUCAAAAAUCCUAUUACAAAUUCUCCGCCCAAGUGGAUGGCUGAACUGGAGUCGGAAGAUAUAGAAAUGUUAAAAGAAUUAGGAAGUUUGACGACAGCAAAUCUAAUGGAGAAGGUGAAGGGUCUGCAGAAUCUGGCAUAUCAGUUGGGCUUGGAGGAGUCCAGAGAAAUGACAAGAGGGAAGUUCCUGAACAUCUUGGAGAGACCUAAAAAGUGAGGAUCCACACAGUGACCUGUUGACUUAGAGCUGCCAGCUGACUGUGAUAUUGUAAGGCAGAAUAUCAUAAAAUAUUUUCACUAAGAUUAGACUGAUUUUGGGUCAAAACAUUACCACAGCAAACGGCAUAAUGUUUGUAUAUAUAUUAGCAAAACUUUUUUUCUUAAUAAUUUAGUCAUCUAGAGUGGCCUAGUUGUGUCCUUUUCCCUGAAUGUUCAUAAUAUAUUUAUCUUUCUCUGUCCAGUGUUUAAUACAGUUUAUUAAAAUUUUAAUUGUUUAAUAAAUUUCUGUGUUGUUUAAAUGAC